AUGGCCCCGGAUUUCUCUGUUCUGCAGCUUACGACCGAAGAGAGAAUCGCCAUCAUGCGCGAAUUCGAUGAACCUGGGAUGCUCACUACCAUCGGACUCUACCUUGGCGGCACCAAGUACGUGGUGACCGGAGUCAAACCUGGUGAUGUUAUUCGGGCAUAUAAGCGGCCUCAAUAUGUGACCAUCAAGAAGACGGGUGCGGCCUUGGUCAUUGGCAUCUAUGGCAACCUUGCGACUUCCAGAUUGUGCAACGUGAUUGUUGAGAGGGUGGGUGACGACUUAAUCAAGCGGGGCUAUUAG
Messenger RNA from Eucalyptus grandis, 300 nucleotides. Its product is annotated as profilin-like. Gene Ontology annotation, cellular component: cell cortex. The transcript has 2 exons. Gene Ontology annotation, molecular function: actin monomer binding. The record is from RefSeq and is a predicted model, not a curated record. Lineage: Eukaryota; Viridiplantae; Streptophyta; Magnoliopsida; Myrtales; Myrtaceae. Bases 1 to 300 code for a protein of 99 amino acids.